Aphanomyces astaci is the source of this 485-nucleotide messenger RNA. RefSeq lists its product as hypothetical. NCBI's taxonomy places the organism in Eukaryota, Oomycota, Saprolegniomycetes, Saprolegniales, Verrucalvaceae. The record is from RefSeq and is a predicted model, not a curated record. The coding region runs from base 15 to 485 and encodes 156 amino acids. The transcript has a single exon.
GGCCAACCAUUGGCAUGCACGGCGUAAGGCAGUCCAGCUCGAUGGCGGACACGAGCGACGUCGGUCAACGCGGAGAGGACACUGGUCCGCGACCAAUUGCUGGACACGACAGCGACAUCACCGGGCCACGUGGAGAGCACAUGAGCACAGUCGGGCUUCAACGCCACGCGGUUCACGAUGGAGGAGCGGGGAAUGCCGGCCAGGACACGGCUCGCGAUGACGCGGUCAACCGAUCGCAAGUCCACUGCGGAGUAGGCCGCGAGGAAUGCAUCAAGCAUUUGUGGCUGGAAAGUCGGCGACUUCUGGUCCAGAUCGUCACCGAGGGUGGACAUGACCGAGGCGCAGUCCUCAAGGAAUCGAGCGACCAACGAGUCCCAUACCUCGGACGUCUGGGGGUGAUUUCCAGUGCAUGCAAGUCGCGCGAGGUCGGCAGUGGUGUCGCGCACGGAGCAUGUAUCAUCAAAGUCCACGCAAAGCGACCAUGA